CGGGAGCGGAAGCUCGUUGUGCCGGCGUCUCCUCUCUUGCCUCUGCUGCAGCGGCCGCGCAGCUGCUGAUACCCGGACCCCGUCGCGGUGCAUCCCUCCCUCGCCGCUUCAAAAUCGCCAAUCCCCGGAUAGCGUCUCGUCUUGGCCCGAACCGGUCGUCGUCACGGUCCAAUCCACAUGCAGCCGCCGUUUCAGCCGGAAAAUACUGGAACCUGCGCACCGGGGAGGAGAGAAGGCAAGGGUUGGGGAGGGAGGCGGGGGGAGACUCCAUAGCAACAAACCGGCUCCACGGCAUUAUUGGUUGUGCCGAAUGGGAUGCAAGGCGAAGCACGUGACUGGACUGCACCUGCAACCUUGACUGACAUGCUUGCAUGCUGCAAGGUGAUGCUGAAGCUCAUCUGACCUUACGGCGCAUGGUGAAAACCGGCUCAUCGGAUCCAAGUGGAUUCUCAACUUCCCACCAGAAUCUUCCCAUCUCUUGAAAUCAGCACUCCAAAAAAAUCUGGAAUGGCUUCCUAGAAACAUUCCAGAGCAGUCUUCUAAAAAUUUCCACGGAAGCUUCUCAAGAUGAAUCGCAAGUAGCAGGACUGUCCAUCUGGACCCGAUCCUGACAUCAAGACCAUGGAGGUGGAGCACUUUGAUGACCGCGACAAAGUCCGUCGAGGGCGCUCAGCUCGGGCCAAACGGGACGACUCGGGCCCAAGCUCGCGGGGGAGCAGCCUGGUUCCGAGCCCGGCGCACAGCACCAACUGCAGCUACUACCGCACGCGCACUUUGCAGGCGCUCACCUUGGAGAAGCGCGCCAAGAAGGUCCGCUUCUACCGCAACGGGGACCGCUCCUUUAAGGGACUGGUGUACGCCGUUUCCAGCGACCGCUUCCGCUCAUACGACGCCCUGCUGAUGGAGCUGACCCGCUCGCUGGCCGACAACCUCCACCUGCCGCAAGGGGUGCGAACCAUUUACACCAUCGACGGCUCAAAGAAGAUCAGCAGCCUGGAUGAGCUGGUGGAAGGGGAGUGCUACGUUUGCGCCUCCAAUCAGCCUUACCGUAGAGUGGACUACACCAAGAUCUCCGUCCCGAACUGGAAACCCGGCGCUAGUUCCGGGAGCAGCGCGGCGAGCUCUAGCAGGUCUUCCGCCGCGUCUGGCGCAACCGUGACCGGAGUCAGCGGGAGCGUCAAAGAGCGCCAAGAGAGCCGAGAGAGCAAAGACUUCAUCAAGCCCAAGCUGGUGACGGUGAUCCGAAGCGGCGUCAAGCCUCGCAAGGCGGUGCGGAUCCUCCUGAACAAGAAGACGGCUCACUCCUUCGACCAAGUGCUGGCCGACAUCACGGAGGCCAUCAAGUUGGACUCGGGAGCCGUUAAGCGGCUGUACACACUGGACGGAAAACAGCUGACAUGUUUGCAAGAUUUCUUCGGGGACGACGACGUGUUCAUGGCGUGCGGUCUGGAGAAGUUUCGCUACGCUCAGGACGACUUUGUGCUCACUCACAGUGGCAAGACGGCGGCCUUUGUUAACGAAUGUCGAGUCAAAGUCACUCGUCCUCCUGCCUCUCAGAAGAUUUUGACUCCUAAGAGUCCCAGUGGAUUGGGCUCCUCCAAGGCCUCAGUAAAAGCAGUGGCGCAGUCAAAGUCACCGGGAUCAGGUAAAACAUUCAAAACCGUUCAUAGUUGUUUCGAAUCUCCUCCUCAUCGCUCUUCCGCAGCCAAUGAGACGUCAGGAUCCCAGGUCCCCGCAAAGUCGUCCAGGUCGAGCCCCUCCCCCACAAGUCCUGGGACUCGCAGCAGUCUCAAGGUUUCUUCUCAUCGCUCUUCUUCCGCGGACAUCAACGGCGCGGAUGAGCACGCCGACGACGUCGCUCUCGAAGUGAACGGAAACCUGUCGGUGUCGUCAUCGCUCAUCAGCAGCAAGUACAAAAUCGGGAAAGUGAUCGGCGAUGGGAACUUUGCGGUAGUGAAGGAGUGCGUUGAGAGGUCAACUGGGCAGGAGUUUGCGCUGAAGAUCAUUGACAAAGCUCGCUGCUGUGGGAAGGAGCACUUGAUUGAGAACGAAGUGGCAGUCUUGCGUCGUGUUCGACACCCCAGCAUCAUCCAACUCAUCGAGGUGGACGAAACGCCGUCUCAGCUCUUCCUGGUCAUGGAGCUGGUCAAGGGAGGUGACCUGUUUGACGCCAUCACCUCGUCCACCAAGUACAGCGAGCACGACGCCAGCGCCAUGGUGUACAACCUGGCCGGAGCCAUCAAGUACCUGCACAGGAUGAACAUCGUCCACAGAGAUAUCAAGCCAGAGAAUCUGCUGGUGUGCGAGUACCCGGAUGGCACCAAGUCCCUCAAACUGGGAGAUUUCGGUUUGGCCACGGUGGUGGAAGGUCCGCUUUACACCGUGUGCGGCACGCCGACCUACGUGGCCCCAGAGAUCAUCGCCGAGACUGGUUACGGUCUGAAGGUAGACAUCUGGGCAGCGGGUAUCAUCACCUACAUCCUCCUUUGCGGUUUCCCACCGUUCAGAAGCGAGAACAACGUCCAGGAGGAGCUCUUUGAUCAGAUCCUCAGAGGGAAGCUGGAGUUCCCGUCUCCGGACUGGGACGCCAUCAGCCUCCCUGCAAAGAUGCUGAUUAGUCAAAUGCUGCAGGUGAAUGUGGACGCCCGCUUCACAGCAGACGAGGUUCUUUCGCACCCGUGGGUGUCGGACGACGCUCCCGUCGACUCCGGCAACGAAGAACCGAGCGCUACGGAAAAGGAAUCUCCGGGGCUGGAAACCAAGCAGGUUCCUUCCCCGCUGGUCUAGACAUCAGCUGGACCAGAUCUUCUCCUGGAGCAUUUUUUUUUUUCUAGGAGGUCAAUUUUGGAGGACCUAAUAUCCAUCUGUGACAAUCCCCCAAUCCCAUUCAUGCAAUCACAAUAGGCGUGUCCACAACUCUUCUUUAAAAAAAAAAAAAAAAGUCCAUGUGUCCAUCAGGAUGAGUGGCCAGAUCAUUUCAAGUCUCUCUUCGUACCCAGAAUGUCUUCCACUUUUUCUGGGAAGAUGCAUCCCAUGCUACUUCUGUUGGUAUUUCCCAAUCUGAGGCCAGAACCACUGUGCCUGUCUGCACUGAUCCACACAGGGUUUAUAAAAAAAAAAAAAAAGGUUUCAGCCCUGUUGGCAUACUACCUUGUUGAAAUUCUAAAUAUAUGUUGUACAUGUUAGCUGUCAUGUGAGUGUGAAUCUGUCGUGAAGUCGGAAAUUGUGACGACUUCGGGUGGGGGGGGGAUGGGGUGGGGGGUGAAUCUGGUGCUUUUGAACUAAUUAUUCCAUUCCUCCAUCAUUUUGUAUGUUGUCUGUGAAGGUGGAAUUUAAAGCAGGGGUGUCCAAACUAUGGCCCCUGGACCGUUUUUUGUAAUGAAGAGGAAGAAAUCCAGCUUUUUUUUUUUUUUUUUUUUUAAAUAAAUGAAUACAAUAGGCCCUCAUUUCAAUGGGGAAAAUGAUUUGAUCCAUCUUGAAUUCAAGAUGAAGAAUGUCAAAAGCGGCAAAUGGAAGGGAAAGUUUGGACACCCCUGAUUUAAGCAGGAAAAUUUCCAGCUGUCGACACGAUGCAGUGUUUGAACUUUUUGGCUAGAGCCAUUCUCAAGUAUUACAAGUUUUCUCUUUGCUUUAGACCAAACCAAAAGGCGCCUUGAUGUGUCGACACGGUUAGCAUUAGGUGGGCUAGCAGCUAAAUUCUCCUCCUUACAAACAUGCUUUAAUUUAUGUUUACGUAUGUGCUAGUCGUCAUGCUUAAGUAGCCUUCAACCAAGUGCCGUAGAUUAGGACGUUUUCCAAAACGCUUUCCAUGACAAAGGUCCUUUUGAAUAGCAUUUGUGUGUUUUUGCCAAACAACACUGGCAACCUUAAAAAGGUAUUUACUGUAGGAACGCUUUGCUAGCCCCAAAGCAUGUGAUGUGGGUUUUCAUCAAACUGGUGAUGGUGCGUUCAAAGACUUUGAAAUGGACGACGCAGAUGCAUUCAACUGUGAAAUAAAACUUUGAGAACGUCGAA
Molecule: messenger RNA, 4014 nt
Organism: Syngnathus typhle (broad-nosed pipefish)
Lineage: Eukaryota; Metazoa; Chordata; Actinopteri; Syngnathiformes; Syngnathidae
Product: serine/threonine-protein kinase DCLK2-like
Exons: 16
Coding region: 622-2787 (721 amino acids)
Biological process (GO): intracellular signal transduction; protein phosphorylation
Cellular component (GO): microtubule cytoskeleton
Molecular function (GO): protein kinase activity; ATP binding
Source: RefSeq, a predicted model, not a curated record